This is a messenger RNA of Dermatophagoides farinae (American house dust mite), 3454 nucleotides long. Its product is annotated as glutamate [NMDA] receptor subunit 1. Gene Ontology annotation, biological process: monoatomic ion transport. Gene Ontology annotation, cellular component: membrane. Gene Ontology annotation, molecular function: ligand-gated monoatomic ion channel activity; signaling receptor activity. The record is from RefSeq and is a predicted model, not a curated record. NCBI's taxonomy places the organism in Eukaryota, Metazoa, Arthropoda, Arachnida, Sarcoptiformes, Pyroglyphidae.
UCAAAAUGAUUAUAAAAUUUUUUAAAAUUUGCCUUACAUCAAAUUUCUUCCAACAAUUAUCAUCAUCUUUAUGUUUGGUCAUCUAUUUAUUAUUUUUGAAUCUGGAUCAACGAAAAUCGUCGACAGUUGUUGAUGCACAGCGACAAUAUCAUAUUGGAGCCGUACUCAGUUCUGCUGAGCAAGUUGUUCAAUUUCAAAAGAUCAUCGAGGAUAUAAAUUAUGAAGGUGAUAUUUUACCGUAUGGCGUAUCGCUCCAUGGCCACAGUAUACUUAAACAAACAAAUCCAAUUGAUGAUACCAGAAAUUUAUGCCAUAAUCUGAUGCCUUUCGAGAUUUAUGCCAUAAUCAUUGAUGAUACGGUUCCAUCGAAUGCCAUUACAUUCACAUCAUCAUUACAUAAUAUUCCGACUAUUGGCCUAGCCAAUCGAGAAUGUCUAUUCUCAGAUAAAAGUCUUUAUGGAUCGUAUAUGCGAACCACACCAACUUAUUCGAAUCAGGCCGACGUUUGGAUGCGAUUGCUCACUCAUCUUGAUUUUGAAUGUGCUCAUUUCAUCGUAUCGGAUUCGAUCAAUGGUCGCGAUAUAAAAACACAGUUUAUUACAUUAGCCGAUAUCAACAAUCUUGAAAUAGAAUCGAUUAUUGAAUAUGAUUUUUCCAGGCCAAUUCUUCGACCCGAUUUGGAAGCGAUCAAAGAACGGAAUUCAUCAUGUCGAAUAAAUGUUCUCUACGUUGAUGACUACAAUGCUGAAAAAGUGUUGUCAGAAAUAAUAGGGUUAAACAUUACAGGAGCUGACAACAUAUGGAUAGUUUCCGAACAAGCAUUGUAUGCGCCAAAUCUACCCAUUGGCUUCUUGGGAAUUCGAUACAAAGAUCAAAGUAAUAUCCAAUCGCAUAUAAUUGAUAGCGUUUAUGUGAUAUCAAAUGCAAUAAAAGAAAUGCGCAGUAAAAUCAAUGCUAAUCUCACAAUGCCACCUGGUGAUUGUCGUAAUAUUGGACGCUCCCGAUGGACAGAUGGGGAUUUAUUCUAUGAUUUCUUACGCGGUCAAACAAUCAUUUUUGGAAAGACUGGCAAAAUAAGCUUCGAUGAACAUGGUGAUCGUUUGAAUGGUCAUUAUGAGAUUUGGAAUCAACAACCAAAUACCAACCCGAAUAGAACUUCAAACAAUCGAUUGGUCAAUGUCGGACAAUAUUAUUAUAAUCAAAGUGCUAUGAAAAUGACCAUAGAUAUUGAUGAAAAGAAAAUCGUUUGGCCAGGUAAUAAGACUGAAAAACCAAUCAGCUAUUCGACGCCCGCACAUUUGCGUAUUGCUACAUUGGCAGAGAUUCCUUUUGUAUGGGUAUUGCCCGUGAAUGAGCACAAAGGUUGCAGUGCUGGACAAGUUCCAUGUCCUAUUCGUAAGAAAAAUGGAAAAACUGGUCUAUAUUAUCAGGAAACCUUUUGUUGUGAAGGUUAUUGCAUUGAUUUAUUGAUACAAUUGGCUGCACAAUUAAAUUUUACUUACACAUUGCAUCAAGUAGAAGAUGGCUUUUAUGGAUCGUAUAGAUUCAAUGAUAAAACUGGUCACCAUGAAUGGACCGGUUUAUUGGGCGAACUUUAUUAUGAUCGGGCAGAUAUGGUGGUUGCUGCAUUAACAAUCACACCGGAACGUUCAUUAGCCAUCGAUUUCACAAAGCCAUUUAAAUAUCAAGGCAUAACCAUCCUACAAAAACAACAAGCCAUUCAUCGUCUUGGUCAUCCAUUAACGUCUUUUUUGCAGCCAUUUCAGAACAGCCUAUGGGUUUCCGUUUUUGUUGCCGUUCAUGUGGUUGCAUUAGCACUUUACCUUUUAGAUCGAUUCAGUCCAUUCGGACGUUAUAAAUUGCCUAAUUGUGAAACAAUCACAGAGGAAGAUGCUCUCAAUCUAUCAAGUGCUAUUUGGUUUGCAUGGGGUGUACUAUUCAAUUCAGGAAUCGGCGAAGGAACGCCACGAAGUUUUAGUGGACGUGUCCUUGGCAUGGUUUGGGCUGGCUUUGCCAUGAUAAUUGUCGCAUCAUACACUGCUAACCUAGCUGCCUUUCUUGUGUUGGAUCGACCCCAAACAGCAUUGAGCGGCAUCAAUGAUCCAAGACUUCGAACACCUCCUGAUGGUUUCAAUUAUUCAACAGUUCGCAAUAGUGCUAUCGAUAAUUAUUUUAAACGUCAAGUAGAACUAAAAUUAAUGCAUCAAAGAAUGUCUGAAAUAUUUUUCAAUAAUGUUGAGGAUGCGAUCGCCGCUGUCAAAUCUGGUACAUUAAGUGCAUUUAUUUGGGAUAGCGCUCGUCUUGAAUAUGAAGCUGCCAAUGAUUGUGAGUUGAUCAUUUCUGGUGAACAUUUCGGUCGAUCUGGUUAUGCUAUUGGUCUUCCAAAAGAUAAAAUCUAUUGGAAAGAUAAGGUAUCUCUAGCUUUGUUGGGCAUGCACGAAAGUGGUUUCAUGGAAGAUUUGGAUCAAAAAUGGAUCCUAUUGAAUGAACAAGUCUGUUCCAUCAGAACAGAGCAUUUUCCUCCCACUUUAGGCCUUAAAAACAUGGCUGGGGUGUUCAUACUGGUCGCCACGGGUAUACUUGGAGGUGUUGGUUUGAUUAUGUUUGAAAUUUUUUACAAACAACAUCAAACUCGUAAACAGAAGCGAAUGGAAUUGGCUCGUAAUGCAUUAGAUCGAUGGAAAGAAAUGGUUCAGAAACGUAAAUUACGAAAAGAGUCACUGAGAAUGGCUGCCCAACAACGAUAUCGUGACCAGCAAGUAUUACAUCGACGUCGACAACAACUAAGACAUAGUUCGAAAAGUUUAAGCGAUGAACGAUUUUCAACUUCAUCCUCUAUCGAAAUAACGGAUCCACAUGGACAUCAGCAUUAUCUGCAGCAACAACAGCAAUCACAACAAUCGGAAAGAUGCAAUAAUCUUUAUAAUGAUAAACAUUCGGAUUCUCGUCAUGGAGAAUUCAGUCGACCUUCAAAGCCCACCUAUUUGGAAUUGAAACACAUAAAUACUUCUAUUCUACCAUCAUCGGUAGCAGCUCAACAAGCUCAUCCACCGCCAACAUUGACAACAAGCCGACGAAUGUUCGAACAGGAACAACAUCCUGUUGCAAGUGCUCGUAUAUAUACGAAACCAAAACUUCGCCGUGAAUUUUCUAUAGCAUAUGAAACUAGUGAUAAUACUGGAAGUGCUGGCGAAGAUCCUAAUUUUUCACAACGCACAUCAUCAUUGUCGUCGGCACGAACCACCGAAAAGUAUGGUUCGAAUUUUGUAAAUAUAAUCUAAUAUAAUAUAAUUAAAUUUGUUUGCAAACAACAACAAAGAAAAAAUUGUAAUUUUAUUUCUGCUCUUCUUUUAUUUUUGGUUUUUAUUCCAAACAAUUGUAAAUAUAAUUGCUUAAUUUGACUAAUUGUGUUCAAUACAAUACAACAAUAAACGACUAAAACUAUUUCAUUAAU